AUGUCAUCAUUAUCUAUAAAUCAAAAGUUCAAACUUGAAAAUGACUUAAAGCGAAUUCUCCCGUUACACCUUUCAAAAGAUCAAAUUUCUGAGGAUGAAGCAACGUCAAAUUCCGACGGAGAUAUGGAACAAAAUGAUGAAGCUGACGACGACAUUUUCGAAGACGCUUCGUCAUAUGAUGGUAAUAUUUCUUAUCAUGAUGAAAAUAGUUAUAAUAUCACAUAUCCACAACAUGUUGGUUUAAAUAACGACCUACCACUCCAAACCUUUCACACUCUUGAUUAUGAUAACACCGAUAUCAAUUGCUACCAGGAAUUCGAGGGCGAUAUUCAAAGCACACAGCAACAAGACGACUUUUUAUAUCGAAAAAAUAAUUUCAAUAACGCUUCGAUUUAA
Messenger RNA from Funneliformis mosseae, 396 nucleotides. The record is from the annotation of a GenBank genome assembly. NCBI's taxonomy places the organism in Eukaryota, Fungi, Glomeromycota, Glomeromycetes, Glomerales, Glomeraceae.